Messenger RNA from Fusarium verticillioides 7600, 2730 nucleotides. RefSeq names its product phenylalanine ammonia-lyase. Gene Ontology annotation, biological process: L-phenylalanine catabolic process. Gene Ontology annotation, cellular component: cytoplasm. NCBI's taxonomy places the organism in Eukaryota, Fungi, Ascomycota, Sordariomycetes, Hypocreales, Nectriaceae. Bases 382 to 2553 code for a protein of 723 amino acids. Gene Ontology annotation, molecular function: ammonia-lyase activity. The record is from RefSeq and is a predicted model, not a curated record. The transcript is spliced from 2 exons.
CUCAUUGUUACAAGCGAAAAGCCUUCCAGUGUAAGCCCACGAGGACCUCUAUCACAUGUUCGAAUUGGACCUGCCAAGCUUGGACAAGUCUAAACUGUGUGACACUUGGACUCAUUUACUCGAAAUCUUUGACUCCAAGGCCGCAAUCGGUGCAUCUCAAGUGAGAGAAGGAAUCAGAAAGAGAAAUUGGAGGUGAAGAGUACAAGGCCAGAGGACUGAACUAGUAGUACCUUGGUCUUCUGACUUAUAUAGAGCUGGAGAAAACUUAACUAGGAGGUGACAUAUCGUACCAGAAAAGCUUUGUGCGACCAUUGGAUCUCACUUUCACUCGCUGCCAACACUCCUCAAGCUUUGUUGGCACCAACUUGAGCAUACCUCACGAUGAACCUCAAAACCUCGGGGCAUGCCGAGUCAACACUGGAUAUCUGGAAACGACUGCGAGACUUGAAGAACGGCAAAGAGAAGAUCAUUCUUAAUGGCGACAAUCUCGACAUUGCUUCUCUCGUCGCAGUCGCUCGCCAUGGUAUCAAGCCUGAGAUCAGCAAAGACGAGGAGCUCGCGCGCCGCAUCGCUCUCAGUGUUGACGCACUAGCUGAGUAUCUGUCACACAAAUACGUAGUAUAUGGUGUCAAUACAGGUUUUGGAGGCAGUGCAGAUGUUCGAACUGACGAUUGGUUGGAGAACCAAAUCGGCUCUCUUCAACAUACGCAGAGUGCCAUUAUCACUUCUGCUGACACGAAUCCCGGCAGCAAUUCCGAGAGAGAGCCGCCUCACGUCAUGCCCCCUGAAUGGGUUCGAGGAGCUAUACUUACUCGAGCGAACCAGAAUAUGCGUGGACAAAGCGCUGUUAGGCUGGAAGUAUUGGAGAGAUUGAUUAACCUGCUUCACCGCGAUAUCACCCCUCUGGUUCCUAUUCGAGGUACGAUUUCAGCGUCUGGCGAUCUUAUGCCUUUAUCUUACAUCGCUGGAGCGGUCACUGGAAACCCGGAUGUGUUUGUUCAAGUUGGUAAAGGGUCAUCGGCCAAGGUGAUGCCUUCAGAUGAAGCUCUACGGGCUAGUGGUCUCUCGCCAAGCGGUCUUGGACCAAAAGAAGCUCUCGGUCUCAUCAAUGGAACUGCUCCAUCUGUAUCCGUUGCAAGUCUAAUCCUCCAUGAUGCACAACAGCUGGCUGUGCUUGCUCAGUUAUUGACAGCAUUUGCAUCCGAGGCCAUGGGCGGCAAUGUUGAGUGGACUACCCCUUUUAUCCAUGCUGUACGACCACACCCUGGCCAAAUUGAAGCCGCUGCCAACAUAAGAAGCUUUCUCAAAGGUUCGGAAUUCGUCGUUGGAUUAGAUGAACGCAAGAGAACUGGUGAUGGUCUUUGGCAAGAUCGAUAUUCUACUCGCACAAGUCCUCAAUGGAUUGGUCCUUAUCUAGAGGACUUACUUCUCGCCCAGAGACAGAUCUCGGUGGAACUAAAUUCGACGUCCGACAACCCCUUGAUCGAUGCAUCAGAGAAAGAUGGAAAAGUGGUUGGUGAUGUAUACUCAGGAGGAAACUUCCAGGCAGUUGUUGUAACUUCUGCCAUGGACAAGACACGGCUUGCUCUUCAGAUGAUUGGGCGCAUGCUCUUCUCUCAGGUCAGCGAGAUGAUCAACCCCUCGACUAACAAUGGCCUCGAAGCCAACCUCAACAUUAGUGAUAAGGAGAAUUUCACCAUGAAGGGCAUCGAUGUAAACAUGUCUGCAUACAUGUCCGAGUUAGCUGCCCUAGCCCACCCAGUCUCGUCUCACGUCAUGUCCGCGGAGAUGCAUAACCAGGGGAUCAAUUCGCUCGCUCUGCUUUCAGCUCGACGAACCAUGGAGGCUGCUGAUCUUGUCACGCAUAUGUGUGCUUGUCACAUCUACGUUUCAUGCCAAGCAGUCGAGCUUCGGGCGACACAUCGACUUUUCUUAGACACACUCCGCGAAAAAGAGCUGCUAAACAAAAUGGAGAAUGGACCUUUCCAUGCUUUUGGCCUCGACGAUGCCGCUAUCGAGAGAAUCAGUGAGGCUGUUUUCGCCGUCAUCGAGCGGGAGUGGUUUGACCACAAUAUCGGUUGCUGGAAGGAUCGCAUCAUACCCACCGUCGAUGCUGUAAUGGCACCCGUUACGCAAUUCCUGACUGCCGAGAAGAUCGAUUGUCCGAUAUCUAGUCUUGCUGUAUUCCGUGGCCAGUUCCACAAAGCGGUCGUGGAUACUGCUUCUUCCAUCUUCUACCCUAACAUGGCGAUACGCUCUGUCGACGUAGCUACCAAACUAGGUGACGGAACUGCUCCACUGUAUACUUGGGUUCGAUCCAAGUUGGAAGUCCCGACACAAUGUGGUCUUGAUGAUGAUCCCCUAUACAAUGUACACAAAGGCCUUCCAACUGAGGGCAAGAAGACUAUUGGUAGCUGGGUGAGCAUGGUGUACGAGAGUGUCAGAGGCAAUAUGAUGGAUGCUAUCAUGGAGGGCAUCGAGACUGAACGUUCAGCACCCCGGUCAGUUGAAGAAUACGAGAAGCUCUGUCAGGAUCUGAGGCAAACCGAGUAGGGGGUCGAAUGAAAAUUGGGGGUUGGAGGGCCAACCAGUACAAUAGAGACUUUGCUCAGAAAUGGCUGACUGAAAAGAUGUAAAAUAGCGGCUUCGAAUGUGCCUAGUUUAGACAAUACAAUCUCAGCUCAUCAUUAUUGACCGGGUGUGGUACAUACAACGAAAUCAAAACCGAGC